AUGGCAGAGACUUACACCCAGAGGGCUGAAAAGCAUCCUUCGCCUGUGGCACAGCGUCUUCUCCGUCUAAUGGAGACGAAAAAAUCCAACUUAUGUGCAUCUGUGGACGUGAACACUACUAGUGAGUUCUUGGCCCUCAUCGACAAGUUGGGUCCUUCCAUCUGCUUGGUGAAGACUCAUAUUGAUAUCAUAGAUGACUUUUCCUAUGAAGGCACCAUUGUCCCUCUUCUCGACCUUGCCAAGAAGCACCACUUCAUGAUCUUUGAGGACAGAAAGUUCGCUGAUAUCGGAAACACUGUGAAGCACCAGUACUCUGGUGGUGCUUUCAAGAUCGCCCAAUGGGCUGACAUCACCAACGCUCACGGCGUGACUGGUGCCGGUAUUGUCAGCGGAUUGAAACAGGCUGCUCAGGAAACCACCCAGGAGCCUCGUGGCUUGUUAAUGCUCGCUGAGCUCUCCAGUAAAGGCUCAUUGGCUUACGGUGAAUACACCAAGCAGACCGUUGAGAUUGCCAAGAGCGAUAAGGACUUUGUCAUUGGUUUCAUUGCCCAGAGAGAUAUGGGUGGCCAGGACGAGGGAUUCGACUGGUUGAUCAUGACCCCUGGUGUCGGUCUCGACGACAAGGGAGAUGCCUUGGGCCAGCAGUACAGAACCGUGGAUGAAGUCAUUUGCACCGGCACAGACAUCAUCAUUGUCGGACGUGGUUUAUUCGGCAAAGGAAGAGAUCCGCAGGUGGAAGGUGAACGGUACAGAUCGGCAGGAUGGAACGCCUAUCUUAAGAAGACAGGCCAAUAA
Messenger RNA from Candidozyma duobushaemuli, 795 nucleotides. It is a transcript of the gene URA3, whose product is annotated as orotidine-5'-phosphate decarboxylase. The transcript has a single exon. Lineage: Eukaryota; Fungi; Ascomycota; Pichiomycetes; Serinales; Metschnikowiaceae. Gene Ontology annotation, molecular function: orotidine-5'-phosphate decarboxylase activity. The record is from RefSeq and is a predicted model, not a curated record. Gene Ontology annotation, cellular component: cytosol. Gene Ontology annotation, biological process: 'de novo' UMP biosynthetic process; 'de novo' pyrimidine nucleobase biosynthetic process. Bases 1 to 795 code for a protein of 264 amino acids.